CGCUGCCUUCCAACCUUUACUUGAGUUUCCAACCACCAUCUUCUCAAACAACAAUUUGCUCUGUCGUCCCGCGCAAUUUCCCUUUAGUUUCUUUUCUACGUAUAUUAUCACCCGCUACGUUCCGCUAACCUUGUUGACCUCCUGCCUUCCUUUACCCCACAGCUCUCCAUUGCCGAUAGUCCUCCCCUCCUCCCUUCCACCGCGCAAGCCCACCCAGCUAUUCUUUCGCCCUCAUACCCCCCAGUUCGGCUCCGUUGUAUUUUCUCCGUCUGUGGAUGGGAGCUCCCGGCUCCUUCCGACCUACAAGAUGGUUCAGUCGCCAAUGAUCUCAUGUCCGCUGAAGCAGACCAACGAAAUUGAUUGGAUCCAACCACUCAAGGACUACAUACGCCAGACCUAUGGUGAAGACCCCGAAAGAUAUGGCCAAGAAUGCGCAACCCUCAACAGAUUGCGCCAGGAUAUGAGAGGUGCGGGGAAAGAUAGUGCGACAGGGCGCGACCUAUUGUAUCGGUAUUAUGGGCAGCUGGAGCUCCUCGACCUGAGGUUUCCUGUGGACGAAAAUCACAUUAAAAUAUCAUUCACUUGGUACGAUGCUUUCACACAUAAGCCCACCUCUCAAUACUCCCUAGCUUUCGAGAAAGCCUCAAUCAUUUUUAACAUAUCUGCCGUCCUGUCCUGCCAUGCUGCGAAUCAGAACCGGGCGGAGGAUUCGGGCCUGAAAACCGCCUAUCACUCAUUUCAAGCGGCCGCGGGGAUGUUUACCUAUAUCAAUGAGAACUUCCUACACGCACCGUCGACCGACCUGAACCGAGAGACUGUUAAGACUCUAAUCAAUAUCACCCUAGCCCAGGGUCAAGAGGUCUUCCUCGAGAAACAAGUGGCCGACCAAAAGAAAGUCGGCUUCCUUGCAAAACUCGCCAGUCAAUCAGCUUAUCUAUACUCACAGGCAGUUGAGGGGAUGCAAGAGUAUGCGAAGGGUGUCUUUGAGAAGGUCUGGGUGGUUGUGGUUCAAGCUAAAGCGGCGCAUAUGGCUUCGGUGGCUUCUUAUUACCAAGCCAUGGCUGACAGUGAGAGCGGAUCGCAUGGGGUGGCCAUUGCUAGGCUUCAGCUAGCCGAGAAGAACUCAACUGCUGCAUUGAGUUGGGCAAAGUCCUUCCCAUCAUCCGUACCUCCCAAUUCAAACCUGAGCGCCGAGUCGGGCUCUACUCUGUUGGACAUCGUCAAAUAUCACCUUGCAACUGUACAGGCUAAUCUCGUGACAUUCACUAAGGACAAUGAUUUCAUCUACCACCAGCCAGUUCCGAACGAAGCGGGCCUGUCGGCUGUUGCAAAGCUGCCUGCGGCGAAGGCCAUCCCAGUCAGCGAGCUCUAUCAGGGACAGGAUAUCCAGCGGAUCAUCGGGCCGGAUAUCUUUCAGAAACUUGUACCUAUGUCUGUCACGGAGACAGCCAGUCUCUAUGACGAGGAAAAGGCGAAGUUGAUACGGGCGGAAACGGAGAAAGUUGAAACAGCAAAUGGAGAAAUGGCCGCGAGUUUGGACUAUCUGAAGCUACCUGGAAGCUUGAACAUUCUCAAGGGCGGGAUGGACCAGGAGAUGACAGUUGAUGACGAGUUCCGACGAUGGUGUCAAGAUCUUGCGGGGCAUCAAUCUUUCACCAAAGCGUUUGAUAGUUUGCAGGAGCGCAAAUCGGAAACGCUGGCCCAGCUAGAUCAAUGCGCUAAGCAACUUGACCUGGAGGAAAGUGUUUGCGAAAAGAUGCGCUCUAAGUACGGACCUGAUUGGAGUCAGCAGCCUAGUGCAAGGCUGAAUACUACACUACGCGGCGAUGUUCGUACAUAUCGGGACACCGUCAAUGAAGCCAGUGCCAGCGAUUCUCAACUCCUCUCUACAUUUCGACAGUAUGAGUCGGAUUUUGAUGAGAUGCGAUCUGCGGGAGAAACAGACGAGGCCGAUGUAUUGUUCCAGCGGGCGAUGAUCAAGGCCGGGUCUAAGUUUGGCAAAGGCAAGAAUGGCCACAGUAGCCCUUACGCGCCAACAUCGGAAGUAAGCUUGAUAGACGAUGUUUACGAUGAGGGAGGGCUUUCGGUGGCGGAACAGAUUUCCAUGGUUGAGUCCAUUCUCAAGAAGUUGAACUUGCUCAAGCGCGAACGGUCCCAGGUCUUGAAAGACCUGAAAGAGAAGGUUCACACUGAUGACAUAUCGAAUGUGCUCAUACUGAACAAGAAGUCCAUUGCUGGGCAGGAGGCGCAGCUUUUCGAAGCUGAAUUGGAGAAAUUCCGCCCACACCAAAACCGGUUGCUACAAGCCAACCAUAAGCAAGCCUCACUAAUGAAAGAGCUCACUAAAAUCUAUGGCGACUUGCUUCAGGACAAGCGAGUGCGGGCCGAACAGUCGAAAUAUGAAACCAUAACCCGCCAAAGAAAUGCAGUCAUGGCGCGGUAUAAAAAGGUAUACGAUGCGUUCAAUGGCCUGCUAUCGGGAGUUAGACAAGCACAGACCUUUUAUACCGAAAUGGGCGACACAGUGGAGAGCCUGAGGAAGAAUGUGGAAACUUUCAUCAACAAUCGGAGGUCUGAAGGCGCUCAGCUUUUGGGGCAAAUCGAACGCGAGAAGGCGAGUAGUGCGACGGAACAGGAGGAUCGUGAACGGGAAAAGCUCAGGCAGUUGAUGGAACGUCUUUCUACUGAGCCUAAGCCGUCUUCUUCCUCAUCUUCAGGGGUUCCGACAAAGGUGAAGUCUCCUCCGCCUCCUGUGCAGACACCCAGCUAUCCGGGUCCUGGCAUAUCCUCGCCGAAGAUGUCGCCGCGUUAUCCUCCUGUUGCAGGACAAUCCCACGGACCCCCGCUCUCUCACUCUCCGGCACCGUAUGGUCAAUACACAAGUUCUGGGGCCGGCGUUUCAUACGUGCCGGGCCAACCUUUCCAACAGGGGGCGGCAGCACCGCUCACUGAGAGCUAUAACCCCAUGGCGUAUCCCUUCCCCGCCUCCGCCUCGCCUCCUCCAACCCAACAAUAUUUUUCGUCCACGCCCACCCCAUACAGCGGCUACUCCAAUCCAACUCCACCCACUGCACCCUCGCAAUUUAUGCCUCAGGGGUACGUCCCGCCUCCCCCGCCACCGCGUCCCCAGCAAACCUCGUAUCCCCCGUCCACGGGACCCUUCCCCUCUGGCCCUGGCGGAUACGCCCAAAACAGACCGUACGGCUCAAGUCAGCAUCACAAGGUGCAGUCCCAAUCCUCACAGUCGCAAGGCCAGCCCGCGUCAGCCGAUCCUUGGGCGGGUCUCAACGCAUGGAAGUAAGCGGCGCUCAUGCAACGGGUUGGAUUAUGAAGUAUGAUAGACUCAUGGACUGGAAAUUUGCAUUCAGGCGUUAUGUCUACUCUUUUUCGCUGAUUAUAUGCGCUAAUGCUGUAUGUUUCAACUUGUGUGCGUUUGUUUUUAUCUUCGCGGGGCUUGUGCCCUGCGAGAUAUAGUUUUUGAAGCCCAAUAUAUGUAUGUAUAUACAUAAAUCAUGACGAAGAAAAAAUGCAGGCAUGUACUUGAUUGAAACGAUAUUAUUAAGCGCAACAAAUAUCCUCCAUUAUAUUCAGACACAGGGGGCCAGACUCGGCACACCAUAAUAAAAGUACAGUGGAACCCAGAACUCCAUUAUAGUACAUGAUAUUAUGCAUAACAUAGUGGAUUAGAGACCUAGACCCAAACAGACAGAGUAUCCCAACCCCCAAGCAACAAUAUAAGUAGACCUGAGCAAAUAUCUGACAGAUCCAAGGCAUUAAGACAAGUCAUGGGGCUGUAUCGUCUUUCAUAGGUCCGGGGAAGAGUAGUUCUGUAUCAAAAAAGCAUAAACAUAAAGAUAAAACAAGUAAGACCAAAAAACGUAAACAAUCUGCGCCAGUGGGUAUCAUGAGAAGAGGGGGUGCGAAUGUGGCAGAAGACUCCGAAAUCGUAGUAUAUCUUGUACAGAGUGACGUAGGCAGCGAUCGCGGAAAGAAAAAA
Molecule: messenger RNA, 3997 nt
Organism: Aspergillus pseudonomiae
Lineage: Eukaryota; Fungi; Ascomycota; Eurotiomycetes; Eurotiales; Aspergillaceae
Gene: bro1
Product: putative signal transduction protein BroA
Exons: 4
Coding region: 308-3301 (997 amino acids)
Biological process (GO): protein transport to vacuole involved in ubiquitin-dependent protein catabolic process via the multivesicular body sorting pathway
Cellular component (GO): endosome
Molecular function (GO): protein binding
Source: RefSeq, a predicted model, not a curated record